AUGGCGACUACUCUCGAUACCCGUCGCAUACGGCGAUGCACACCCGCUCAGCUGCGGGAUUACUUCAAGGGGAUCCAACAUGACGUAGCAGAGAAACUUUGUACGCUUCAAAUACUUGACGCCAUUUCACGUGGAUCUGUUGCGCCUUCUCCCAUUUUUUCGACAUGGCUCGGCGUCACCAAAUCACCGUCUGCCAUUCAGUCGGGACUGCAACAGACCUUCUCGAUCCUUGUGAGAGAGAUUUCCAUCACACACCUUGGCAAAGCCUUCUGCUCAUCGCGAUGGAAGGACUUGUCGAAUCAGCUGGGUGGUGUACCGGGUUUACUGAACCUGCUCAACAAUUUGUCCGUUGCCGAGUACCACCCCGAAAUCAUAAGGAGGGAACAACUUCGGGCGUUGAACGACAAGACAAGACCCGGGAUCGACCAAAAGAAGUUUCAAAGCCUGCUUACCAUCUACCCACAAGACUUGGGCACCAUGCAAGGCUUCUCUGCCUCCAUGAAUUUCGCUCUGGAUCUACUGCGGAAGUUGAGUGCUAGCACAGAGAAAUUGCUCAGCGACGAUAUCUUCAUCAACGACUUGGUUCGACCUCUCCUUUCGCGCGCUCUCAAGAAGAAACUUGAGUGGUGCACCGUCCGAGAAAUUGUCGAUCUCACUCUCCUAUACCUGGAGACGCAUCCAUCCGCAGGUAAGGAGAUCAGCAUCAGCAAAGGUGACGUACAUUAUCUGGUUGCUCAGUGCUGGGCGCAUGAGCCAGAAAUGUUUGAGGCGCAGCUCAAGAAGCUGUGCUCAGAUUCAGUAUUUGGUACCUCGUCACAUGAUGACAUUGACGAGUGGAACGAAUUCGUGGAUGGGAUCCCACGGCACCGGCGAUAUGCAUUGUUGCGACUGUGUUUUGCGGAGUCGACUAGAAUGGACCUGGAUAGCGACGACGAUCUCAAGAAAGUUAAAGGAAGUCUCUAUGACGAGUUGCUCGACACGCUUAGUCCAGAGGAAGCUCUCGACCUGUUCACACGGCUACGCGUAGCGAGGGGAGAUGAUGACCUCUUCACUAUCACUGCUGGAAACACAAUCACGGACAUCGGACCCGCCUAUAAUACACAUGCCUCGGAUCCUGAUUUAUAUCACGUCGUCCUGCUGGUACGCAAUGGGCAAUACGAACAGGCACGAAACCUCGCAACCGCGCAACUCGAACUGCGCAAGAAGAAGGCAGAGAAAGCAUCGACUCCUGAACAACGUGCAUUCUAUGCCAAAUCUUCCCUGUACUAUGGUGUCGCCAGUGGUGAUAUGCAAGUAUACCAGUCCACACUGGAAUGGACAAAACGCUUUCUCCGCGAUCCACAGGUACUUCCGGCGCUCUAUCCACGCUGGGAAGGAACGCUGUACUUGUUUCAACAGGUUGUUUCGGAGCGAAUCAAGAAGUCAGAGUCAGUGCGCAAGUGCCUCUCCGCAUCUGACGAAGAGAUGUACGACAUACUUUGGGCAGAUACGCUAGAGAUGCUACUUGCUGUGGAGAAGAAAGCGAACCGUCGCGAAUCGGUCAGACUGGAGGCCAACAGUAUAUGUGGCCCACUGGGGUGGCUAGCUCAUCGGAGUAACGGUAGAUCUGACUUUGAACCAGCGACGCCAUCGAAGUAUAUAUACAGGUUUUUCGAUAACCUCGCCAAGGCUAGAAAUGAGUACUGGAAGACGCUGCGAGCGACCGUCCAUCCCGCGACUCUUGCACUUCCGGACCCUCUGCCGCGCGGUUUACCAGCCCAGUAUCUCACGAAUCCAUGGAUCCUCAAUACACCUGAUCUAGAGAAUGUCGCGCCGUACAUCGCAUCUCGCGCAGAAGCCGUCGUAUUCCAAGACCCAGUUGUUGCUCUUGAGCUUUUGGCCGACGACGAGGAAUCUAUGGAGGCCAUGGGAAUGUUCGUUGAGAGCUAUCAAUAUGCCUUGCGAGUUUACAUUCCCAAGUCUUGUAGUGACGAUGAGCGUACCAGACGCAUCCAAAAGGCGUGGAAUCAUGCUAGAGGACCCUUGAGCCAAGGUCGUAUGGAUGACGACGAAGCCGUCUGGUGGUGGCGGGAGAAGCCGCCAUUUGAGCUCCAGAAAUACUGGCCGCCAUAUCAAGAGAUGGUGAAGCGCAAAGGCGUUAUCUGGCCUCUGAUACCGGACGUCGAGGACCCUGAACACCCAUGCGAGUGGAAUCCUUUCGAAGCUGGGCGGCCAAACCGACCUAACCGCGAUCUUGGAAAGCUGACUUAUCUGGACCUAUCCGUUCUCAUGAUGGGUAAAACCCCAUCAAUAGCCCAGAUAUGGACAAGAUCAAUGCUGGAUGCAUAUUCACCCACAGUCUCAGCACAUAAGGAGGAUAAGUCUCAGCUAUGGGCCUCUUCGCGUAACAUAGGCGAAGGAGGUGUGCUCGCCGCUCUGCUCUAUCUUGAAAUGAAGCACGGAGCCCCCAACGGCCGCCUUCUACAAAAGCCUUUCCCAUCUGCCGAGGAUGCACGCUUCCCGACUCAAAACUUGGCUCUGCAAACAAUUAUUGGCAGACCUAAAGCAAGCUCAUGGCACCGUCAGCUGUUGAAGUUGAGUUAUCUGCGCAAGCUCUCGCAUGCAGAUGCGAAGACAUUUUGCGAACGCUUUGCAGAGGCAGUGAUUGCGAAGAUCCCUGCCAGGAAAGAAAGGAAGGAAGAUGUGACCGGCGAAGGAGAGAACGCGGACAACCCGGCCAAGUCAUUCGUCAAAGUCACCACAAUCAAGUCACUGGCACAGCUGCUCCUCCAAGCAGACUUCGUUGACGAAAAUUUUGCACUCUCGGUGCUUCUGACCCUUCUCGAACGAGCUUCCCAUCGCGACGUGCGAGUAAACACAGCUCAAGCACUUCUUGGUAUCUUCGAGACAUGUCCUCCGGAGCUGGCCGAGAAGAUUUUGGUAGCCUUAGAGGGACUCAUACCAAUAGCUGGCAAUCUGAAUGAAAACAAGUUGGUCACAGAGGAAGAAUGGAUUAAUGCCGAAAAGACCUUGGACUUGCCCGGGUAUCCAGGCAUCGACGACGAUCUGGUUCUAUUCGAGCUGUUCUUCACACACUUGUCCACGACACCGCACACUUCAAAAAGACUCCUGAUUUUUAUUGAACGUAUAUUGCUCCCGACACUCGCUCACCGAAAACGCCAGGUUGCGCGCUGGGUCGCGCUAUUCCUGAAGAAAUAUGGCGUCGAAGAAACUGGUGGUCUACUGCCACGUGUACCCCAACGUGCGAGUGUGCUACUUGGUAGCAGAGUGGCUUGUUACCUUCCACGAACCAUUCUGGAAGACUUGGUGUCAUACAUUGAGUUCAACAUUAGACUUCCCGCACCCAUCGUUGCGCUGAACGAUAGAAUUCGUAGCGAUUCUGCCAUCCUGAAGCGACCAGAAGUUCACAUAUGGUUCGAUCUAUUCGGCUCAGGCACUGGUGCUCUGUCGCAUUCGCAACCUUCGACAUUCUCUCGCUAUUCGAUAGGGGAGUAG
Parastagonospora nodorum SN15 is the source of this 3495-nucleotide messenger RNA. RefSeq lists its product as hypothetical. Bases 1 to 3495 code for a protein of 1164 amino acids. Lineage: Eukaryota; Fungi; Ascomycota; Dothideomycetes; Pleosporales; Phaeosphaeriaceae. The transcript is spliced from 4 exons. The record is from RefSeq and is a predicted model, not a curated record.